AUGGAGGAGGGGGAAAGGAGCCUGCUGCUGUCCCAGGAUGCUGGAGAUCAGGAACCACCCCUCGUCAGAAGCAGCCCCCUCACUUCAAGUCACCCGGGGCCAGCACCCUGGGAGGACCAGGCCCGGAGGGCAGGCCUUGGGGGGGUCCUGGCCUGCUGCUUCCCCUGGGGAAGCAGCUUCCUCAAGUGCCUGAUCUUCCUGUCCAACUUUGUCUUCUCUCUGCUCAGUCUGCUGGCCCUGGCCAUCGGUCUCUGGGGCCUGGCCGUCAAGGGGUCUCUGGGGAGUAGUUGGGGGGGCCCCCUGCCCGCAGACCCCAUGCUGGGGCUGGUGCUGGGCGGGCUGGCGUUCAGUGCGGUGAGCCUGGCAGGCUGCCUGGGCGCCCUCUGCGAGAACGCCUUUCUGCUGCGCUGCUUCUCUGGGGGCAUCCUUGCCUUUCUGGUGCUGGAGGCCGUGGCAGGGGCUCUGGUGGUGGCCUUGUGGGGCCAGUUACAAGAUGACCUGGAGCACGUCCUACGCAUGGCCAUCACCCACUACCAAGACGACCCAGACCUGUGCUUCCUCAUUGACCAAGUUCAGCUCGGGCUGCAGUGCUGCGGGGUGGCCUCCUACCAGGACUGGCAGCGGAACCUGUACUUUAACUGCAGCUCCCCUGGGGUCCAGGCCUGCAGCCUUCCUGCCUCCUGCUGUAUCGACCCCUGGGAAGAUGGAGCCUCAGUCAAUGACCAGUGUGGCUUCGGGGCCCUGGGCCUGGAUGAGGACACGGCCCAGAGGGUGGUGCACCUGGAGGGCUGUAGCCCCCCACUCCUCCAGUGGCUGCGCAGCAACAUCUGGGCUGCAGGUGGCUACGCCAUCGUUGUCGUGGUGGUCCAGGGGGCAGAGCUCCUGCUGGCCAUCCAGCUGGUGAGGGCCCUGGCUGUCCACAAGAGGGCAGCAGAGAGUGAGGGCUUGUUCACAGGACCCCCAGACUCAGUGCCCUCCCCUCUGCCAAACUGGUCCCGGGCUGACUGGCAGGUGAGACGAAAGACCAGGGCACCCGGAUGGGGUCUGGGGCUGCAGGCCUCCCCUCCCCUCCCAGGGAAGGUGUCAGAAUAA
Lagenorhynchus albirostris (white-beaked dolphin) is the source of this 1092-nucleotide messenger RNA. It is a transcript of the gene TSPAN10, whose product is annotated as tetraspanin 10. Gene Ontology annotation, cellular component: membrane. NCBI's taxonomy places the organism in Eukaryota, Metazoa, Chordata, Mammalia, Artiodactyla, Delphinidae. The record is from RefSeq and is a predicted model, not a curated record. The transcript is spliced from 3 exons. Bases 1 to 1092 code for a protein of 363 amino acids.